Molecule: messenger RNA, 4971 nt
Organism: Amyelois transitella
Lineage: Eukaryota; Metazoa; Arthropoda; Insecta; Lepidoptera; Pyralidae
Gene: KCNQ
Product: potassium voltage-gated channel subfamily KQT member 1
Exons: 17
Coding region: 206-2518 (770 amino acids)
Biological process (GO): transmembrane transport; potassium ion transport
Cellular component (GO): membrane
Molecular function (GO): voltage-gated potassium channel activity
Source: RefSeq, a predicted model, not a curated record
CGCCUCGCCCAGCGCGCCCGAGCCGCGCAGCAGCCGCGGGCCGCCGAGCUCAUGACUGGCGGGUGCUAUGCCGCCGGCGCUCCGGGACGGCUCUCCACGUGCCGAGCCGCCGCCGCACCGCCGCCCUCGUUACACCCUCGACUCUAGCUCGUACACAAAAACGCACGCGAUCGCGCGUCUCACGGCUACCGGAAUGUAAAUAUUUAUGGAUGUCAGUUUUCAGUUGUUUAGAUUGGCUGUGAAUUUUAAGGUGAAAAUGAAACCGACCAGGCGUGUUCGCGUACAUGAAGAUGCUAUUCGUCAUAGUGAGAGUAAGAUUGGCGGCGACCGGCUGGCGACGCCGCGGAUGUCGCUGCUCGGCAAACCGCUCAGCUACCGCGCCACGCGUCGCGACGCGCGAUACCGCCGCUUACAGUCCAAGUUCUACAACUUCCUCGAACGACCAAGGGGGGCAAAAGCUGUCCUUUAUCAUAUGAUUGUGUUCCUGAUGGUGUUCAUGUGCCUGUCACUUUCCGUAUUCUCUACCAUCGAGGAAUACGAAGCAAAAGCUGGAAUUGUCCUAUUCUACAUGGAAACUGUCGUUGUCAUCUGGUUCGCGAUCGAAUUCUUUUUAAGGUUGUGGUCAUCAGGAUGUCGCUCUCGGUAUCAAGGUUCAAUGGGGCGCCUCAAAUUCCUGAGGCGGCCGUUUUGUAUUAUAGAUGUCACCACGAUCCUGGCAUCGCUGGUGGUGCUGGGCAUGGGGUCAUCCGGGCAGGUGUUCGCCGCGUCCGCGCUGCGCGGGCUGCGUUUCUUUCAAAUCCUGCGCAUGGUGCGCAUGGACCGGCGCGGGGGCACCUGGAAACUGCUCGGCUCGGUUGUUUACGCUCACAGACAGGAACUCAUCACGACACUCUACAUCGGCUUCCUCGGAUUAAUAUUUGCUUCAUUUUUGGUGUAUUUGGCAGAAAAAGAUGUAGCAGAUACAAAAUUUAAAAAUUUUGCCGAGGCGUUAUGGUGGGGUGUGAUCACGCUGUGCACGGUAGGGUACGGCGACAUGGUCCCGCAGACCUGGCAGGGGAAGUUUAUCGCGUCCUUCUGUGCGCUGCUAGGAAUAUCCUUCUUUGCGCUCCCUGCUGGUAUUCUCGGAUCUGGGUUUGCCCUUAAAGUACAACAACAACAACGACAGAAGCACAUGAUACGGAGACGCCAACCAGCCGCCACGCUUAUACAAGCGUUGUGGAGGUGUUACGCCGCGGACGAACAUUCUAUGAGUAUAGCGACGUGGAAGAUACAUCAAAUUCCACUGCCUAGUCCACAAACAAGUCGCGUGAUGAGUGCCUCGUUCAAGAACAAUGCGUCCUUUGUGUCGCGGCUGCCGACGAUCCGCCGCCACAAGAGCACCUCGCUGCACUCGCCCGCGCCGCACGCCAAGCCCGCCGUCUCGCAUCACCGCUACGAUGUCAACGCCAGCGCUGAGAAUCUAGGCGCGACGAACGGCCGCACUGGGCGCCCCAGGCACGGCAACUCCUACAGCGAGGACUCUGUGGCAGAAACGGCGCUCUCCAAGAAAAACUCCGACGACGAAGAUGACGAACCGCGCUGCGUGACACUUACGCCUCGACACAAAGCCGCCAUUCGAUUUAUAAGAAAGAUGAAGUAUUUUGUGGCUCGACGUAAGUUUAAAGAAGCUCUAAAGCCGUACGACGUUAAGGAUGUAAUUGAGCAAUACUCAGCCGGCCACGUGGAUCUGCUGGGCCGAGUGAAAAACGUCCAGACUAGGUUAGACCAAAUACUUGGGAAACAAGGAUCGAAAGCUAAAGAUGUAUAUGCAUCCAAAAUCAGUCUUGCUUCCAGAGUAGUUAAAAUUGAAAGACAAGUAGAUGAUAUAGAAAGUAAGUUGGAUCAUUUAUUAGAAUUGUACGAGGAGGAUAGACAGGGAGCACGUAGAAUAGCAAGUGGGACGAACGGCGGAGAAGGGGGCUCUUCUAAUGAGGGGGCGACGCUGACGUUGCGGGGACGAGCGGCGCUGACCGACAAGCAAUGCUCGGAGCCCAACUCGCCGGUGUCGCGCAGCUUCGAGCCUCCAGCACCGGCGUCCGCCCCGUCCCUGCCGCACAAACGGCCUAUGAAUAGAGGUUACUCAGAUCUGGGUACCAGGUUCAUGAGGAAAAAAGUCAUCGUUAAGACGUCAUCAAGUAGGAAUGGUGAAUCUCCAAGAGAAGAUGAAGUGGUAAUAGUCGUGCCCACGGACCGAGAGGAUACACCUCCAAGGCUUGUAACAGAUAGUUCAGAGGUUUGUGCGAGUUGUUCCGUGGAUGUGGAAACCGAGGCGGAGGCGGGUGCGUCCGGCAGUUCAGGGUCCGCGUCGUGGUGCGAGGGCGACGCGAACGAGGAGCGGGGGUACGGCUCCGGGGACUCGCUGGCCGAGGACGCGGCUCUCCUCGGCGACGUGCCGCAUGCGCAUGCGCCGCGGAUUGUGCGCGCGCAGAGGCGGGACGUCGUCGCCGUAGAUCUGCAUCUAUUACAUCCCGAUGUCUAAAAAAGUACGAACUAUACAGUGUAUCAAAUAGGAUAAGUUUUAAAACUGUUUAUAAAUCCUCUGCUUCGAGUGCAGUAAAACAAGCGUAUCUCCAAAAUUCUUUAUGUUAAAUAACGGAUGUGCUGUGAAUAAGCUAAAAAUAAUUUAUAUAGUAACUUUAUUCCCUACGCAAUAUAUCAUACGGUCCUAACAAUCGACAAUUGUGUAAUUGAUUAUAAAGGUCAGUUCACACGGAGAGGUGAUGAAACACGACGACACUGCCAUGGAUGAUUUAAAACUUAACUUUAUCUACACUUAACUUUAUCUACUUAGUCGAUAUCCAUUGCGCCUCAUGGCCUCAUUAUCGUGUAGGUUAUAACGAUAUUUAACUAUCGAAAUUGCACGCGUCUCACCUCGGUGUGAACUGAGCCAAGGUUUUAGUUGUUAUGGAUUUAAAAUGAAAUCUACACGCAAUGCGGCAAAUUUAGUUUUUUUCUCACAUUUCUUUAAUACAAAUAAAUAUAAAAAAGAAGCUGCUGUUUUAGAUAGGUGCUUAUAAAGCGAAAAAAGCAAUCAUUUUAGAGUGAUUGAAUAGUUUUAAUAAAGUGUGUCUUGUGCAACUCCAAUAAAACUGUCGAACAACGAUUUAUGAAUAUUGUGGUUAAUCUAAGUGUCAUUGAUUUCACUCAUAUAUUGUAAGUUAUGUAUAAAUAUUUAAUAAUGACCAAAGACUCGAAAAUAGAAGUGGCUGUAGAUUAAAAUAUUUACAAGUAUUUACUACGCUUAAUUAGUAAAUUUUUAUAUUCUUGCUUUGAAACAGGUUUUUACGGCACCCAAUUUUUAAAACAGUUUAAUUAAGACAUGUACACACACACUAGUUCUUUAUCUUAAGCUGCUGAAAAUUACCAUACGAUGUGACUCUUGUAGAAGAUUUUAAUAAUAUUGUUUUACAAAACCUGGUGCGUAGCAUAUCUAUUGACUGAAAUGCUUUAAGCUUUUUACAUCAAACAUCUUGGUAUUUUAUUAUGCAACUACAGUUCAGUAGGAUUAAAUUUAUAUCUAUCCACGAUGUGAAAAAUUAAGGCAACUAAAACUCCAAGAUUGGAACCACUUUUGUUGUUGCUUUUUUCAAUCAAUAUCUGCGCACUAUGUUCUUAACAGACUGUAUUUAAUAGCCACCACGCACAUCCUACAUGUAUUACAAUGUGCGUGGUGGCUAAAGCUGUGUAAAGUUGUGCAAUCACAUUUUUUGCUUCAAAGUAUCACAUUUUAACACUUUUAAUUUCAAAACUUUUAAAUGUACAAAAAAUUUAAUGUUAACAUAGAUUUUCUUAAUGAUUUCGUAUAGAUAACAUAUAUUGAUAUGAUCAAAUCGGUAAUCGGCCAGUGGCAUUCAUUACGAAUAUACAGCACAUACGUACGAUCUUAGAACGAAUAUAUCUAAAAUUGUAUAUUAUAUAAUUAUACAUUCUUAAUUGUUAUAUUAUUUUAAAAAUUGGAUGAAAUAUUUCAAUACCAAUUAUUCAAGUUACGAGCUAAAAUACCUAAAAGGCCUAAGAUUUGUUAAACAUUAGGUAUGUACCUUUUUUUAUUUUAUGAAGAUAUUGUGUUUAUUGAUUUUACAGUUAUUUGGACAACAGUUCGAUAUUUUUGCAAAAUAACUGUGAUAGAUUUUUAGUUUAUUGCACAAAAUAGUACCUAGAUAUAUUUUCAUUUUAAAUAUUAAUGUAACUAAGUAGUCUCAAAUCUGUUACUGUAACUAAAUCCCAUUUAAGUACGUUUUAUAUUAGAAAAUUCCUAUUCUUGAACCAAUUUUAAACUUUUGGACAUUUCUUAAUUAAAGCAGGGUAAUUUUAGCCUGACAAUCAUGAUAAUAAAUAUAAGAUUUACAACAUUUAUGUACAACUUUCCCAUACAUAAGCGUUUUUUUUUAAUUUCGUGUAAAACCUAUCAGUUCAUAUUUUUUAAAAUAAAAUAACUAUAUUAUUACUCUGAAGUUAAUAAGCAAUUUAUGUAAAUAUUUUGGUAUUUGGUGAUGAAACUAGUGAAACGCUCGCAAAGUUAUGAUGACUUUAUGGCGGGCAUAGGUACCUACUUUAUGUGUAUAAGUAGUUUAAAACUAAAGACAUCCGUAACUCUUGAAAUUAUAACGCUGUGAGGCAAGUAGAUACAAAUAUGUUACUUGUAAAGGUAACUAAACUGUACGGCCAAUAUCUUGUCUAAGGUAAUAUUAACGGUCUUUCCUUACAUAAAAUCCAAUUUUGAAACGAGAAUUGUACUAAUCUGAAUAUCCAGUUUUCAAUAUGCAACUGGAUAUAUAUUUUUUCCUAUUAAAUUUAUUUCUAAUAUCAUACUAUUAUAUACCCCAAUGGGAAACAGGCGUGACGGUGUAUAUGUAUAAGUAUAUAAGAACAUAUUUUAUAUUAUUAGUGAAUCUUCUUUUUCUGGUUCAAUAAAGAUUUAUUUAUUUUAAA